AUGUCACUGUGGGCACGAGCUCAGCAACUGCCGCAAGAGAGUCUCCAGAAGGUGAGGGCAAUAUAUGUUGACCACUUCCCAAUAGAAGUGCGCCAUUGUCUGGCUACAUGGAUAGAAAAUAGAAUAUGGACCCAAGAACCAGAAGAACAGCAGCGUUUCUUCGUUGAGGAGCUGGUACAGGAGAUCCACACUCACGCGGAAUUAAUGGUCUCUCCUGAGAUGUUCGUCACCAAGAUGAAGCUGAUAGAAGCAGCCAAGCAGUUCCGUAUGCAUUACAGCCACGCUCCCCACGAGCUAUACACUUUCAUGCGGCGUUGCUUGGCCCUUGAAAUGGAAGUUAUACAGACGGCGAUGGGUACUCCAUACAUACAACCGCAGACUGAGAGGAAAUACAGUGAGUUGAUAACCGGCCUUCAAACGGUCCGUCAGAAGGUUAACAUGGCUUCAGAGGAGAUAAGGAGUCUUCAAGCCAACAUAGAGUCAUUCUCGCUACAAUACCACGAGUGUCUCAAGAACAAGGGCCAUAUUAACUAUUUACAACAGAGUGGUCCCAUGACUAACGAUCGUCGCGAACUAGAGGCAUGUCUCAGAGUACAGAUAGAAGAUAUGGAGAGGAAACUUAACGCAUUGGUGGCUCAAAUCAAUCAGUCUCAAAUGGAAUUAGUUGACCACAUGAAGGAAAACAUCACCAACUUGAGGCAGUUACAAAGUCAAGUACUGGAUGAAGAAUUAAUCAAGUGGAAACGUGAACAACAAUUAUCUGGAAAUGGUGUACCGAUGCAAUCCAAUCUGAAUAGUAUUCAAGAAUGGUGUGAACUAUUGGCUGAAUUAAUAUGGAGUACAAGACAGCAAGUGUGCAACGUGGGACGAAUCAAUAGCAAGACUAUCGUGGAACUGAGACAACCACACCUGGCUGAGAUGUUGGAUGACAUGAGCAAGCAGGUGACAAGUCUCCUCUCUACACUGGUGACUUCAACAUUUGUUAUUGAGAAACAGCCACCGCAAGUGAUGAAGACGAACACACGUUUCACAGCCACAGUCCGUCUGUUAGUCGGUGGCCAACUGAACGUGCACAUGACACCGCCUCGCGUCACGGUGGUGAUAAUAUCGGAGCAGCAAGCCCAGUUGUUGUUGAAGAGUGACGUGUCGGGAGGACGAGGCAAGCAGCCCCAGGAGUGUGGAGACAUACUGAACAAUAGUGGCUGUAUGGAGUACCAGCCGACUUGUAGACAACUCAGCGUGAGCUUCCGUAAUAUGCAGUUACGCAAGAUUAAACGAGCAGAGAAGAAAGGUACAGAGAGUGUAAUGGAUGAGAAAUUGACGCUGCUGUUUCAGUCGGAGUUCAACGUUGGUGGAGGGGAGCUGGUUUUCCAGGUGUGGACUCUAUCUCUGCCAGUGGUAGUGAUUGUGCACGGCAACCAGGAGCCCCACGGCUGGGCCACAGUAACCUGGGACAACGCAUUCAGCCCGCCGGGGAGAGUGCCCUUCGCUGUACCUGAUAAGGUGACUUGGGGUCAAUUGGCUGAGACGCUUCGCAUCAAAUUCUGUUCAGCCACAGGCGGUGAUUUAUCCGAGGAUAAUCUGAGAUUCCUCGCUGAAAAGAUAUUCAGUUCGCACGUCGACAGAACGAGUCUGCCACUUACUGCCCUCGAGUUGAACAACAUGAGCGUCAGUUGGACACAGUUCUGUAAAGACGCGCUGCCUGAUAGAAACUUUACCUUCUGGGAAUGGUUCUACAUGGUUGUGAAGGUCACCAGGGAUUAUCUGAGGACGCUGUGGUGUGACCGAUUGAUCAUGGGUUUCAUCCAGAAGAAGCAAGCCGAGGAGAUGUUGUCCAAGUGUCCUCCGGGAACAUUCCUGUUGAGAUUCAGUGACUCGGAGCUGGGAGGUAUCACCAUAGCUUGGACUGGAGAGGGUAACGAAGUCUUCAGCCUUCAACCGUUCACGUCCCGCGACCUCAUGCUUCGUUCCCUCGCCGACCGUAUAUUAGACCUGGCUCAGUUGCAGUUCCUCUACCCGAAUGUCGCCAAAGAUGACGUCUUCUCCAAAUACUAUACAAAACCAGAGAACGAGAUGCUGAAGAACGGUUACGUGAAGCCGGUCCUAGUGACUACCCUCCCGCCAUACAUGUCCGCCUCCCCGGCUUACGCGCACUCGCCGGAUUCGCACAGGAACACUCCUUCUGUGCACAGCAGUUACUUCAGCGCUUCAACACCGGCUCAAACUGAGAGUAGCUUCAUGGAGAGUGAGCUUUUUGAACAGAUAAGGGCCUUUGAUCAUGAGGAGUUUGACGACUUUGACUUCUACGGGGGUAACGCGGCCAUGAAGUGA
Molecule: messenger RNA, 2331 nt
Organism: Danaus chrysippus (African queen)
Lineage: Eukaryota; Metazoa; Arthropoda; Insecta; Lepidoptera; Nymphalidae
Source: the annotation of a GenBank genome assembly